Messenger RNA from Symbiodinium sp. CCMP2456, 9162 nucleotides. The record is from the annotation of a GenBank genome assembly. Lineage: Eukaryota; Dinophyceae; Suessiales; Symbiodiniaceae.
AUGAGCCAAUCAUCAGGUGUUCCUCUAUCAACCCGUGUUGCCGACCUCGUUCAGAGGACCCCAGAUGCCACCCUUUUUGUCGCGCCCGAGAGUUCCCUGUUAGGGGACGUAUGCCUUGGCGGUUGCGAUUGCAGAGAUGUGUUGGCUGCGUACCCCAUAACUCCUAGCGAGGAACGGCAGGGGAGACUCAUUUUCCUUGACGGCCGCCCAGCGAACGCAGGGAUCACGACACUCUAUCUUGAAGAUGAUGACGAUCCAUUGCGUUUUGCCGACUGGCUGGGUCUGAGACCGCCACCACUGCAUCACCUAGUCUAUGUCCAACCCGCCGAAGGCAUACCUCCUACCUCACAGGAUGGUGGUGUCUUUGUGUUUGGUUUCCGCCUCAAUUCACCUCCGUCACAGUCUUCAAGCUCCCCGACGAACCUCGAAUGCAUAUCCCAUGAUGAGGAUUCAAGCGAGGGAGACGCAGCACCACAGGAGGGCGAUGACGCCAGCUUUGGGACAGACACUGCGCCAAACGGAGACGUGCAUGAGAGCAUCCAUGGUGCUGGUCUGGCAGAGACUCAUCAUGAUGCUCAGCCUGAUGGCCCCGCCAAUGAAGUUCUAGAAUACUUAGUGCCUGGCUUGAAGCAUAAUCUCCGCAGAGAGCACUAUGCUACACAAGGGAUACGAGUUAUAGCCCAGAUGUGGGAGGACUUCAGAGAUUACUGUUUUGCAGGGCUUCGUCACCUUGGCUUACCAUGGCCAGCGAAUGGCCUUCAAGAUGUAAGCCCGCAUCUGGCCUUUUGGAGCCGGGGUCUCAAUGGAACCCCUCAUCCAUGUGACCAACGCCUGUACCCUUGGAACAGCAAGCCUGCUGCCCACCCCACACCACCAGGACACGAGAAGGAACCAGCCGAUCGAGUCCUUGAAGAGCCGCAGAGUCAGAACCGACAAGCGAGCAACCGGCUCACAGGUUUACGCGAGGUUACUAGACGGCUAGGUGACAGGUGGCUCCGAACUUUUCCCGCAGGGGCUCCGGCACAAGCAGAUCUGGAAGACGCCGCACAGGAUGACACCUCGUCCGCUGACCAUGAGGAGCUUGUGCAAAUCUGCGCUGUCAUCCUUGCCCCAGGAUACACCCCUGAAGUUGUAUGGGCCCUGGUGCCGUGUCCCGCAACCACUGCUGAAGCCGAAAUUGCUGCGCAAAUUGCCAGAUCUCGGCGGAGAAGUGAGGCCUUUCCACACAUACACGAAGUUAUCCCACAGCCGAUCAAGGGAUACGCCUUCUAUGUUGCCUGUGCGGAGUGGUCGUCCUCGCAACCCGCGCAAUGCCUGGAUGCGUCAAGAAUCGAUGGCAGGAUAUAUGCCGUCGCCACGCCUGACUAUGCGGCUAGGCACGAGAUCAUCAACCUAGCGACAAUUCCCGCCGAAGAGGUACAGGUUUGCAUAGGCAGGGAUCCUGAGGCAUUAGUUGACGAGACCCCUGCCCAUCUUUUCCCAGGUUCGCUCAUCAUGCUAAUGCCCCCGGGUGAGACUGUGCCCUACCGCCAAACUCUCGGAGAGGCGCUUCUGACGCCAUCAGGAUGGGCAGAAAUGCCUUAUGCCCCUCGGACUCAGGACGGAGGCGAUCAUGUGAUUUGUCUCGCCAGUGAAGAGGGCUCUCAACUUCAUCUUGUUGACAAUGAACGGCCUGCCCUAUACCGUUGUGGCAUAGCGGAAACCACUGGCAUCAGCAUUGAGCGAUUGCGACUACAGGCGGCACAGCCACCUUUUACUGACGUUGCCCUUCACGGCCUGAUGUGCGGAACUGUGCUCGCCGUCAGCCAGGGGCCUAGUGUUGACCUACACAGUUGGGCUACGCUGUUCAUCAUGGAUUGCAGACCCAUAUCUCAAGGCUUGAAGGCUGCAGGUGCGAGGAACGGUUCAGUGUGUCUGUCAGAUCUCGUUGCACAUAUCCACCCUUUACCUCCGAAAGGAUGGGCUGUCAGCUUCGAUGUACCCUUUGACGCACAGGAAAUCUGUCAUGUGUCCCCGGGACAAGUCUUGACUGCCACGUUUGCAAGACAGACCGCCCCCACAGGUGCCACUGCUGCUCUAACCGAGCGCCAUUCACCCUCUCGUGGCUCUACAGCAGAGGGGACUGCCAAUUCGGUAGGUACCUCCUCUGAUGGCCAGCGCAGCAUGCCGGGAACUGGCUCCAAUGGAGAGCCAGUAAGGGCGGAGGCACCUGAAGAUGACUCCACUGCAGUGCCCUUCUUGGUUUUUGCGCAAGAAUACUGGCCUGAGCUUGUGGUGUGUAGACUUGCUGCGCAGACCUCUGUUGGCGAGGCCAUCGCCAUACUAGCCCAGACCCGUAGUGCUGAGGAUCAUCGGCGUAGUCCGCGUCUAAUGCCAGUUUUCCCACAGCCCCUGACUGAGCAAGCAUGCGUAAUUGCGGUCCCCCGAUGGACCUUUCCAGGGGUUGUUGUGCUGAUCGACAACCGUUUCAGCAACCCAGGGAUUUUCGCUGUCAUACUUCCGCACGAGUGUCGCAGGGAGUCUAUCUUGAGGCUUGCCGGCAUUGAUGAAGAUCUCGCACCAGAGACUCUGCGGGUCUUCGUCAAGGACAUCCCAUGGCCGCUGCAGUCUGAUCAGGUCUUUUUCCCUGAAGAUGGCGAUCUUGUGCAGAUUUGCGAUGGAGGUCAUCGUGCCCCCAUGCUUCCGGACCUGGGACACCACCUUCAGUCCCAGAACCCGUGGAACUGCGCACCGACCCUAAGUGGAGAUAGGGAUGGAAUCAGCUGGAUCCUUACGGACGGGAGACAUACCGCGGUCCCUGUCGACAGAGAUACCUUUGCAGCCAGUAGCCUGGAGGCAGCCGAGACUCUCGGCCUACAGGACGGAGGUUUCGUUCUCGUCCCAGCUUCCCCGGACAUAGUUGAUCAUGCUACCAGUGGGCACUAUACGAGCCACGUCCUCAUAGCAUGUACCACGGAUGUCUACACGCCAGGCUUCGGAGCCAGCCCGAUUCCGUAUAUCCUUGAUCUGCGCCCCGUCCUUUUACAGCUUUCGUGGGCAUAUGCUGAAAAUGGGUGCCUCGACAUCCUUUCUUUAUGCACUAGACUGGCGGUGCGAUGCCCACGGGGACAUCAUGUGCGGGUUUAUGGGGGUACUUUCGACAGCGACAGCGGAAACCACCGCCGCACUGUCCGAGCAGGGGAGGUAGUCAGAGUCGAGUACCAGCCUAACUACCUCCUCGCCAUUCGUCACCCUGCUGAUGCUCCCUCGUUCAUACACGACCCCAGCGAUGACCGUGGCAGUUCUGGGCGUGGCAGUGCUACACAUAGUGCUCCUCCAUCUGUUUCGUCCAGCAAUGAUGCUGGCACAGGUGGAACCAGAUACCACAAUACUGCUCCGGGCCUCCAACACUGUGUGUCCUCCUUUCCAAAGUCAGGAUACAGACGCGAUGUGAACAGCCGGUGCCGGGAGCCCUCUCACAAGAUCGACCCGUGUAAGUCCGGGAUUGGUGCCCAGGUCCUGUUUGUAUGUAUCUGCCUGAUCCUUGGACUCAGAACUUUCGAGUCAGUAGGGCGUGCCAAUGUGGCUGAUGAGGUUGUUAUCUGGCUUACGAUUGGGUCUGCUUUCAGCCUCAGACGGGGUCUUCACAUCUGGAUCUGCAUUAUUUGCACCACCAUCAUGUGUGUUGACAGAGCUACGGCAGUGCAAGUCACUGCGACCGCAAUGAGGGCACCGGUCAGGCCAGAUAUUGAACUACCCAUCAUGGUGCCCCGCGUCAAGCCCGUCACCCGCAUCGGGGGACGUCCCAUCCCUACUCCUGUUAGAGCGCGCGGAACAUCCGCCACACGCGCAGAGCCGGUGGGAUACACGUGCGAAGUAGAGGUUCUCACUACUCUUCUUGAGGAUUCUGUUUCACAGAGACAUCCAGGACGCCGCGCUGACAAGGAGCCUGAAAACAUUCUUCGUCUAGAGCCACAUGUCGGCACCAGGACCUUUGAUCUGGCUGGGACCCAGCUCAGAAUCGGAUGCACACUAGAUCACGUUGUGAGGCUCUUGCACCACGAUCAGCUCGGCCUCUGGCCCCUCCCUGACGACGGGUCCGAGACCUUUCGAAUGUGGCGCGUCACAUACCCUGAUGCCAGCCAACAGGUUGCUGUAGGGCGUUAUGAACGGAUCGUUGCUUAUACCGAUGGCUCCUUUGACGGUCGAACCAGCUCGUGGGCAUUCCAUGCCAUCGGUUGCCAAGCCGGCGUAUGGCAUAGCCUAGGAUGGGCUGGAGACACGGUCCAGACAAAUGACAAGCAUGCCACCUUUCUUGGAGCAACAUCACACGGGGCCCUUAACGGCGAGCUUUCUGCUUUGUUCUGGUGCCUCAGUUGGUUGCUUUCCUUCCCGCCAGGGGUUCAGAUUCUCAUUCAUUCAGAUUGUACCACCGCCAUCGGACUGUCCGAAGGACGUGCAGGUCAAUACCGAGGCACUGACAUCAGUUGCCAUUGCCGUGCAGUCAUGCAGGCACUCCAAGCCAAGGGGGACUGCAGCAGACUUACUGUCCGACACAUGAAAUCACAUGUCGGCCACGCGGGUAAUGAGAUUGCCGACCGGCUCGCGAAGAGGCGUUGCCGGGAAGACCUGUCAGGCACAGUAUGGGCCUCCCAUCCGAUUACCCUCUUUCUGUGUAAUCAAUGGCUCCCAUGGUUGUGGCUAUUUGUCGAUGCAAUUCAGCGUCCCCAAGCUUGGCCGAUUCAGCUUGCAGACUCUUUUGUUGAUCGCAACGAGGGUCCGGCUCCACUGCCAACAAGUGACGAGUGCGAGAGCAUGCUAGGCUUGCCUCACUCAAGACAGUCAAGCCACGGACGAGGCCCACUCUACGCUGCGUUGUCGGCUGACCUGCUGACAGUGAACGUUCAAUCGCUCCAUCCCGGAGAGGGGCCUUCAGACGCCGACCAUACCCUUCCUCCUUUCCGUGGAAGGGCAGCCCUGCUCCGUGAACAGUUUGCAGAGCGGGGGAUCUGCGUUGCUGCCUUGCAAGAAACAAGGGCCCCUCGCAAUGAAACGAUACAGUCCCGCACCCACCUGAGGUUCUGCAGUGCAUGUGACAGCCAAGGUUCCUACGGCACAGAAAUUUGGUUCUCUAAGGAAGUCCCAUUUGUCUGCCAUUCGUCAAUCAAGGUCUUCUUCCAGAUUGGGGACUUUCUGGUUGUGCAUUGGGAUCCCAGAGUCAUAGCUGUGAGAUUUGCGCGAGCCCGGAUGCGCAUACUCUUUAUUGCGAUACAUGCGCCCACCAACUCUUCCCCUGAACGCAAUCAGUGGUGGCAAGAUUUCCGCCUGUUGAUUGGUCGACUGCGACAGGGGGCACAGAUUGUGCUUCUAGGUGACUUCAAUUUGCACCUGCACCAUGGACAAGAGGGACGGGUUGGGGAUCUGACGUGGCAUACUGCCACUCCACCCCCACAGGCCUUCUGGAACUUGCUAGAGGAUGCCGAACUGUGGAUACCCAGCACAUUCUCCUGUUGCCAUCCGGGGCCGUCGGCAACAUGGCAGUCCCCAGGUGGGACCACCACAUCCAGGCUCGACUACAUCGCCAUACCGUCAAUUUGGCAGGUCGCAGCUGGCCACAGCGCAGUGAUUCAUGAGCUUGAAUGGGGCCAAGCGCGCAUAGACCACUAUGCUUUGUGGCUGAGAACCAACGCUGCGCUCCGCAUUGAGCCCAAGAAUUCAGGGCGGAGAACCAAGCUUGAUACGCAAGCCAUGGGCACCGCGGAAGGGAAGGAAAAGAUCAAACAGCUGUGCCAAGCACUUGAGCCCCAACCGUGGGCUCUGGACGUUCAUCGACACGCCGCCUACAUCGAAAAUCAUUUCCGCAGCACACUGCCACUUGCUUUUCCAGCACCGCGCACACAACAGCGACGGUCAUACUUUCAGCCGGAGACGUGGCAGCUACGCAACCAACGUGCAUGGCUGCGCAAGCGUGUUCACUCAGCCUCACACUUCGGCAAAUGCUUUUCAUUGACCUUUGCCCUACGCUCCUGGAGAUGCUCGUGUCGAUUGUGGCAGCCUUGCCACAGGCUUUGGAGUAGGUGGUUACGAGGCCUCCGUGAGCUGCCGGGCCACCUGACAGCACUCCGCGCCACUAGCAAGCAGCUGCGGACGCGUAUACGCGAGGAUACUCGAGCUUACAUCCAUGAAGUCGCUGUCCAAGCGACAUCCGCUACCACCAAAGAUACCGUGCAGAAGCUGCGGGCUCUUACCGGGGGUCCCAAGCGGAAGCAACGUGGUCCCACUCCACUACCUUCCAUCGAGGUAUCCCCUGGACGCUUGGCCCUGACUCAUCAGGAGUCAAAAGAGAAAUGGAUAUCCCACUUUUCUGCCAUCGAGGACGGUCAUGUGCAGGACCCCGUUGCUUUUGUCCACGCGUGUUACCAUCGCCAAGAUGCGAAGGACCUUUCUGGAUAUACGGUGUCCCCGCUUGAUGUGCCCAACCUUGUUGAACUUGAAGCAGCACUCAGAGCUGCAAACACCGAGCGUGCCUAUGGGUUAGACGGUAUCCCUGGUGAAGUUCUACAUCAUGGGGCCCCUUUCCUUUCCAAGGAAGCAUUUUACCGCAUCAUUCGCCCCCUCAUCACGGGAGACCAGCCGAGUGACGAGGAGGUAGCACGUAUCUGCUCCGCUGUCCAGCUUCCACCCAAUACGAUGCAUGAGUUGCAUUCCUUCCUGGGUGGCCCUUCACUCGUCAAAGAAGCUGGUUCGAGCGAAUGGGCAGACGGCGCAGUCGCCGAGUCCCUUCAAGACACAUGGUUCAGGUUACCAGACGAGCCGGAGGUUGUUGUGACGAGGACAGGAUCCAGACCGGGGGACUCCCUUUCGGACCUAGUCUUCUCCUUUUUAUUCGCGAAGGUCCUCCGGCAAGUAAGGCAAGCCCUGGUCGAUGCUGCGCUUUUAGCCCGCAUCCCGUGGAGCCAAGAGAUGCACUGCAAGCUGGAGCCACUGGAGCAACCCGCAGCGAAUGAGAUUGGGUUAUCCGAUGCGACCUGGAUGGAUGACCUCUCGAUGUUUCUCAUCUCGCCAGAUGCACAGUCACUUAUCCGUGCUCUUGAUUUUGGGGCUUCAUCUUUGAUAGAUGCAUGUCUCCAACGGGCUCUGGUCCCCAACUUGGCCAAGGGGAAGACCGAAGCAAUCGUGCAGCUGCACAACAAGGGUGCGCGGCGCGAACGUCGGAAAAUUUUUGGAGAAGGUCAGGGCGAAAUCCCCCUUUCCUGCCGCAUGUGGACUGGAGCCAGACUCCGCAUUGUUCCGGUCUACAGGCAUCUUGGGGGCUUUCUCCAACACAAUGGGGGGCUCAGCCAUGAGAUCUCCUUCCGAUGUGCUCAGGCAUGGGAGGCUUUCAAUCGCCGCCGAAAAAAGGUCUUCAGAUCGACCUUGGUUUCCAUUGCCGAUAAAGCGCUGCUCUUCGACAGCUUGGUCUCCACGGUCCUUUUCCACGGAGCGGGCACAUGGACUGGGGUGACAUCAGUUCAUUUAGACUCCCUGGAUGCAGUGCUUAGGCAGAUGGCUUGCCAGAUGCUUACACCGAGGUAUACGUGUGAAGAGGCCUGGCACCUUGGCACAGCACAGGCCAUUGCGGCCGCGAAGAUUCCGCGUGCUUCCACUUACCUCCAUGUCUCAAGGCUGAGGUACCUGCUGUCGUGUGUCCGUCUCGAUGUGAAGGAAAUAUGGGCGCUUGCGCAUUGGGAACGCGGCUGGCUGGGACUCAUACGCUCUUCCGUCCGUUGGAUGUGGGACUUGACGCGCAAUUCAGGCGCGGAGGAGGACUUCCACUCCUCAUGGUCGCAUUGGAUAGAUGAAUGUCGACGGGCUCCCGGGAAAUGGAAGUCCAGGGUUCGCAGAGCACUUAGGGCAGCCGUAGAUGGCGAGGCAAGACAGGCCGCAUAUGAGCGGCAUAUUGGGCUGCUAACUAGGCAGCUAUGCCGCGCUGGUGCGCGUUUCAAUGUUGCCUCCCCGCACAGCCAUACGGGCCAACAGGUAUGUGCGCCGUGCCAACUUGUUUUCCAAGACUUGCGUGCCUGGUCGGUGCAUGCUUUCAAAUGCCACGGCCGCAAGGAUGAAGUGCGAUCGCUUGUUGAGGGCACACAAUGCCCUCAUUGCAUGCGUCACUACGCCACCACUGUCAGACUGUGUCGACAUGUACGACAUUCUGAUGCAUGUAGGCGUGCCCUUUUGAACCGCGGGGAAAGAGUUCACCCUGCUCCCGGUGUAGGCAGCCGCAAAGCUCCGAAAGAGCACCUCUUUUGCGCCCCAACCCUCCAGGCCGAAGGUCCAUGCCCGCAGGAGCUUGAUGGUCACCUUGAUGAUGAGAUGAACAGACCUUCAGCUGAAGUGUUGGAUUGCCUUGCCCAAAUUGACUUUGAUGGAGGACUCGCGACCAUGACCGACGACGAAAUUUGGGACCGCAUCAGAAUUUCCAUGUCCUGUGUUUGCCUCCCUAUCCAAAGGUUGAGAGUCACCCUCGAUGUCUGGGAGAAGGGGGAAGGUGUGGGAGCGCUGAACCGAUCCCAGGAGUCCCAUGCCAAAGUACACCGUGUGCUCUCUUGGUUGCGUGAGACUGACCUUGUCUCAGCCCUUGUUCCCGGCACGGACGAGGACUCCAGGAAAGCACAUGUCUCCGGUCCCGCCAUUGGGCCCCUGUGCGAGGCAGAUCUGCUCGCCAUCAACCUGCCAUAUCCUGAUGCUUGGACGAAGGAUCAUGUGCUCGUUGCUGUUGGCGCAACACCUGCUCUCAAGAUCUUGACCGCAUAUGGCCGCACUCCCCUGCUUUACAGCCAUGAGGAGUCCCUGACAGUGCUAGCAUCAGGCACCACUCCCGACUUUCUUGAAGAAAUAGAUAGAGGUUGUGGUUUUUGCUUUGACCUGCUCGGGCUCAAUACUCCCUCGUCAACCGAUAGUGUCCCUGCCAAGAAGGCUGACCUUGCGCUCCAGUCGAUACGCCUCGCCUGCGAUAUUACCCGAUGCGCCGUGCGCUGUUGGACUAACGGGAUACGUGCGUAUCUCAAAGUCCCUGAUCGCAAAAGCGUGGACAUCGAGACCAUCCUUCGCAUGCCAGGUGUCCGGCACACCCGACAGGAAGGUUCCGUGGCCUUAUGGGCUGGACAGGUUGACGAGCCGGCUGACUUGUUUCACCUUUCUUAA